Molecule: messenger RNA, 333 nt
Organism: Rhinolophus ferrumequinum (greater horseshoe bat)
Lineage: Eukaryota; Metazoa; Chordata; Mammalia; Chiroptera; Rhinolophidae
Product: dynein light chain roadblock-type 1-like
Exons: 1
Coding region: 1-333 (110 amino acids)
Biological process (GO): microtubule-based movement
Cellular component (GO): cytoplasm; cytoplasmic dynein complex; centrosome
Molecular function (GO): dynein intermediate chain binding
Source: RefSeq, a predicted model, not a curated record
AUGUCAGGGCUGAGUGCCGACACAGAGCUCCCGGAUCCCUCAGAGAGGGCAGAGGUGGAGACACUGAAGCGACUUCAGAGCCAGAAGGGCGUGCAGGGAAGCCUCGUGGUGAACACAGAAGGCAUUCCUGCCCAGAGCAGCACGGACAAUCCCACCACCACACAGCACGCCAGCCUCAGGCACAACCUCAGCUGGAAGACCGGGAGCACCACGCAUGAGACUGACCCCCAGAAUGGCCUCAGCUUCCUUCGAAUUUGCUCCAAGAAAAAUGAAAUUAUGAUUGCACCAGAUAAAGACUAUUUCCUGAUGCUGAUUCAGAAUCCCACUGAAUAA